Messenger RNA from Macadamia integrifolia, 1421 nucleotides. RefSeq names its product ABC transporter I family member 6, chloroplastic-like. Gene Ontology annotation, molecular function: ATP binding; ATP hydrolysis activity. Lineage: Eukaryota; Viridiplantae; Streptophyta; Magnoliopsida; Proteales; Proteaceae. The record is from RefSeq and is a predicted model, not a curated record. The transcript is spliced from 7 exons. The coding region runs from base 44 to 1045 and encodes 333 amino acids.
CUUCUGCGAUAUUGGAACUCUAGCCUUUGUGUGCUACGUUUCAAUGGCGGUUCUCCAUCUUCAAAUCCAUUCGCCUUUCUCUUCCCACUCUCGUCUUUCUACAUUCAGAAAGUUCAGGGAGAAUUCCUGCGCUUUCAACAUAUCGACCUUGUUCUAUUCACCUCGUUCUUCUUCCUCUCCACUUCCAGUUUUCAAUCGGAACCAUCGUCCUCUAACGACGAACGCCACUCUCCAUGUCGAUUCUCCCUCGACUUCCGACAGAAACAGCGAGGCGGAUUCUCCGGAGGUUCUGCUCCAGGUCAAGGAUCUCAUUGCAGUUAUUGCUGAAUCGAGAGAACAGAUUCUCAAUGGCGUCAACCUCGUCAUCCACCAAGGAGAGGUCCAUGCGAUCAUGGGGAAGAAUGGCUCUGGGAAAAGCACGUUUGCUAAGGUUCUUGUUGGUCAUCCAGACUAUGAGGUUACGGGGGGCAGUGUAACGUUUAAAGGUGAAAACGUGCUUGACAUGGACCCUGAAGAAAGGUCUCUUGCUGGUCUUUUUAUGAGCUUCCAGUCCCCGGUUGAGAUCCCAGGUGUAAGCAACAUGGACUUUCUAAAUAUGGCAUACAAUGCUCGAAUGCGAAAACUUGGUCAUCCUGAGCUUGGACCUAUUGAGUUCUGGAAUGUCGUGUUUUCCAAGCUGAGUGUUGUGAAUAUGAAGCCAGACUUCUUGAACCGAAACGUGAAUGAAGGAUUUAGUGGAGGUGAAAGGAAACGGAAUGAGAUUUUGCAACUUGCGCUACUUGGAGCGGAUUUGGCUAUUUUGGAUGAAAUCGAUUCUGGGUUAGAUGUUGAUGCACUUCAAGAUGUAGCGAAAGCAGUCAAUCUGCUCUUGACUCCAAAGAAUUCUGUUUUGAUGAUUACUCAUUAUCAACGACUUCUGGAAUAUAUAAAGCCCAAAUAUAUCCAUAUCAUGGAGAUGGGAAGAAUAGUGAAAACCGGUGACAUCUCAAUUGCAGAAGUGCUUGAGAAGGAAGGCUACAAAGGAUUAUCUUCUACAACAGCUUAGAGGCAGUUAGUACAUGGCACCAAAAUUUUGGAGGUCAUUGUUGUGCUUCUGUUGUCAAAAUGGCUUCAUUGCAAAGUCAGAUUGGCGGGGUUCCAAGAUUCAUGUGAAGAUCAAGGGAAGGCCUGGUAUUCAAUUCAAGGCAAUUGAUUAUGGAGACCUCUUUAGUUUGAUCUACCAUCUAUCUAAUUCAUACUUUUUUUUUUAAGUGAAAUAAGUCAAGCUUGUUGAUGUUUCAGUAAGUCUAUGUUUCUUUUGGGUUUUAUCUUUGUUUACUUGUACAAUUAGCUAUGGCCAAUUUUACAGGGGCAUAAAACUAGCAUGUCGCAUAUUCACUGGAGAUGUGCUUAAAAUUAACAAAAGUAAAUGAUUGAAGAGA